This is a messenger RNA of Salvia splendens (bonfire salvia), 1519 nucleotides long. RefSeq names its product protein trichome birefringence-like 25. The transcript is spliced from 3 exons. Lineage: Eukaryota; Viridiplantae; Streptophyta; Magnoliopsida; Lamiales; Lamiaceae. The record is from RefSeq and is a predicted model, not a curated record. Bases 117 to 1400 code for a protein of 427 amino acids. Gene Ontology annotation, cellular component: Golgi apparatus. Gene Ontology annotation, molecular function: O-acetyltransferase activity.
AAAUGCUGGAUGAUAAGACCAUUUUUGCAUAACUGACAACUACCCCAUCUUUAAACACUUCUUUAAAGCUGAGUUGUGUGUGUUUAUGUGAAAAAACAGAGAAAAAGAGGAAGAAUAUGAAACAAUUCAACACCAAAAACAUAUUCUCAUCACUUUUGGUGAAAUUUGCAAUCUGUUCUCUGCUUCUUGCCAUUUCUUAUCGACUUCUUUCUUCAAGUUUUGUGCAGUUUUCUCUUGUCGUUUCAGAUGAUGAGGCUGCUGCAUUAGCUGUAACCACUCCGCCGCCCCCAUUCACCGAUGACCUCUUGCUCAAUCUUGACUACACUCCUCGCAAUGAAAGCUGUGAUUUGUUCAAUGGUGAUUGGAUUCCAGAGCCAGAUGGUCCAUUCUACACCAACAGCAGUUGCAGAUCAAUAGAAGCUCCACAGAAUUGUAUGACGAAUGGCCGGCCGGAUUCGGGCUACGUUUACUGGAGAUGGAAGCCCAAGGGCUGCAGCUUGCCUAGGCUUGAUGCCAAGAGAUUUCUUGAGAUGAUGAGGGAUAAAUCACUUGCAUUCAUUGGUGAUUCAAUCAUGCGUAACCAUGUUCAGUCAUUACUCUGCAUUCUAUCACAGGUAGAAGAAGCCGUUGACAUCUACCAUGACGAGCCUUACAAGAACCGGAGAUGGUCGUUUCCCUCGUUCAAUUUCACUGUCUCUGUCGUCUGGGCUCCAUUCCUAACGAAAGCUUCCAUCUUCGAGAAUGACAAUGGCAUUUCCUCUGGCAUUAUCCAGCUAUAUGUAGACGAACCCAACAAGAUAUGGACAGAUCAGUACAGGGAUUUCGACUACAUAGUGAUUGGAGGAGGUAAAUGGUUUCUCAAGUAUGCGAUUUACUACGAGAACAACACUAUUCUGGGUUGCCACGGCUGCCAUGAUAGCAACAUAACAGAAGUAGGAUUCCAAAAUGCAUACAGAAAGGCACUAAACACGACGUUCAAAUUCAUAUCUGAGGCGAAGCACAAGCUGUAUAUACUCUUCAGGACUAUAACUCCGGAUCACUUUGAAAACGGGGAAUGGGACUCCGAGGGUUACUGUAACAGGACAGAACCAUUCAAAGUAGACGAAGUUGAGAUCAGAGACAUAGAUGAGAUUAUGAAAAGUGUUGAACUCGAAGAGUAUCAGUUGGCAUCAGAGGCACUUUCAAAAAACAGGGUGGGUGGUUUGGAGCUGCUGGAUACAACCAUGCUUUCGCUCCUCAGACCAGAUGGUCACCCGGGCGUGUACAGGACGUUCCAACCAUAUGAGGGGAAAGACAAGCAUGCAAAGAUUCAGAAUGACUGUUUGCAUUGGUGCUUACCUGGCCCUAUAGAUUCUUGGAAUGAUUUGAUGAUGGAAAUGCUUCUUAGACAUCAAAGAUGAUGUUAACACAGCAUUGUACUUACUUGCAUAUUGAGAUUCAUUUGUUGCACCUUCUUCAUUUUCUGGCUAUCCAGGUGGUUGUUAGUGAAAACAAAGGAUUUACAUUUUACACACAAAAA